GAGCAGGCCCCUUCCUUGGGCGCCCACGGUGUUGAUUAUUUAAUUACUAUAUAAAUAGAUAUGGGCGUUGGGAAAUCGCAAACAGUAAACUUUCUUCCUCCAGACCAUCUAUAGGUGUAUCGCAAUGAAGUUUACGAUACUAGCUGCAUCCCUGGCCGUGGUGUGUACCGUAGCCCUAGCAUCAGAAUCCGACAGCAAACCACCAAUUACGGAUCACGACGAUUACACUGGCGACGACGGACAGCUCGAGCAGACUCCGGCCGAGGACCGGCAAUGGCCGGCGACCGUACGGAAGGUAGAGAAACGCCACACCGGUAAGAAGAUUCACAUUUUUCUCGGAAAAUCCGGCAAAAGUAAGAAAGCGAGCAAGAAACAAGCGGAUAGUGACGGAGCCGAAACACAAACGCGUAAGACACCGGAGUUGACCACACGCUCGGAUAAAGCUGAGGAUCUAGCCGCUUCGGCAACAUCGGACGCCCCAGACGCUGCUGUUGGCGAAAGUCAGGUCUAUGAAGUUCCCGAGCACAACAUCGUGAAGGAGAAGAUCAAAAUCAAACACCACCAUCAUCAUCACCAUCAUAACCAUGUGAAAACGGUGGUAAAGAAAGAACCCUACCCGGUUGAGAAGGUUGUACAGGUUCCUGUGGAGAAAAUCGUUCACGUCCCGAAACCAUACCCAGUGGAAAAGGUUGUGGAGAAGGUUGUCCACGUGCCUGUUGAAAAGAUCGUUCAUGUUCCGAAGCCCUACCCGGUUGAAAAAAUUGUUGAGAAGAUUGUGCAUGUCCCAAAGCCCUACCCGGUGGAGAAGAUUGUCGAGAAACCCAUUCAUAUAGCAAAACCAUAUCCUGUUGAAGUGAAAGUUCCAUAUCCAGUUGAGAAAAUCGUUCACGUUGACAAGCCGUACCCAGUGGAAAAGAUAGUUGAAAAGGUGGUUCAUGUGCCAAAGCCUUAUCCUGUAUAUAAACAGGUUCCUGUACCAUAUGAAGUGAAGGUCCCAUAUGAGGUUCCUAAGCCAGUACCAUACCCAGUUGAGAAAAAGGUUCCCUAUCCAGUAGAGGUAAAGGUACCCGUCGAAGUGGAACGAAAAGUCCCAGUACCAGUGAAGGUAGAGGUUGAGAAGAAAGUUCCAGUGCCUGUUAAAGUUUACGUUCCAUACGAGAAAAGGGUACCAUAUCCAGUACCAGUGAAAGCCUCUUCAUAUCCAUUCUCAUAUGAUAAAGAAGGUGAAUUUUAUGGAGCAAAACAGGAACAAGACGAAUCUCAGCACCACGAAGUGAAGCAUUACGGUGACGAAUACUCCAAUGGAGAGGAAGGAUAUAGGAGAGCAACCAAAACAACAUACAAGAAAACUAAACCGAAAAAGACUAAGAAAAAUGAGUCGACCAGACAACAACAAGAACAAGCCCAGCAACAAGCGACACCAGUAACCGAAGAUACUCACGGUCAUCAAUCGGGAUUGGGUUCUUUUUCUUCUGCUGUAAGCUCGGAUAGCUCACAGCAUCAUCAACAUGGUGCUCACUAUUCCCACACAACUAUCUUUACGCAUCCACCUUCACAAGCUCACAGCAACAUACAACAGCAAGCUCAUCAAGAACAACCCCAUCAACAGCAAUCUCACCAACAGCAGCAGUCCCACCAACAGCAGUCUAAUCAACAUCAGGAUCAGCAGCAAUACAAUAGUCAGGAAAGUACCAACUACUUUAACCAACAGCUAGUGCAAUACAAUCAACAACCACGGUACGGACCGGCGACGUUCAUGCAGCAAAACGACUAUCAAGGCCAGGUCGCGAACAGCGACAAUCAAUACAGACACGUAGACCACUACGGAGCUGGUACAACCCAGCGGGAAGUGAUAGUAACCCCGCCUUCAUCUCUAGCUGCCCAAUUUGGUUUCGAAGUACAGCAGCAUGAUAUGCCUCAAGCGUUCGCUCUGACUGCUCCAUCCAAUCAAGAGAAUACUAUGCAGCUGGAGUCACAACCCCAUUCGUUCCAGCUGGUUCAUUUGUCGCCAUUCCAGUAUCAAAGUCCGGCCGGGUUUUCUCUGCCUAACUCGAGAUGAAGGGCUCCGCUCGGAACCGAUAGGACGUUCCUAACAAGACUGUAGAACCAAAACAUCCCGCUGCAUGGUUACCAGGUCCGGUGGAUAUUCGCUCCAUCAAUAUUAUUUAUAGGCAUCCAUAAGUAGCAGUUCCCGAAAACAGAAGAAUCUAUUUUUGUGAAAUAGAAUUUUUAACAUUAUUUUAGUGUUUGAAUUUUGUACGAAGUCUGUCGAUUCUUCCGCUCUAAUGAAAUGAUGAAUACCCGGAAGCCGGCAUGAAUCUUUUAUAAUAUGAUUAAUAAGAUACCAAAGCUCAUUAUCAAUAUAAGCGUGACAUUUAGACGAUUUUCUUUUCUCAGCAUAACCAUCCCCGCAAAACAUGUACCUAUUGGAAAGAUUAAUGUUAGCAAUUUUGCAGAAAUAAAAAAAGAAAACUCAUAACUCUUUUUACCAGACUGCGGCUGCGAAGUAAUGCUCCAAUGGGAACAGAAAAUCUAAUAUCAAUUGCUCUUUUAUAUUGUAAAUAUAUUUCCUUCUAUUGAAGAAAUUGUUUGUGGUAAGGCACAUUGAUGCUAAUAAUUGCAAAUACACACGAGUAUCGAAAAACAAUUAAA
Toxorhynchites rutilus septentrionalis is the source of this 2652-nucleotide messenger RNA. Its product is annotated as titin-like. The record is from RefSeq and is a predicted model, not a curated record. The transcript is spliced from 2 exons. NCBI's taxonomy places the organism in Eukaryota, Metazoa, Arthropoda, Insecta, Diptera, Culicidae. The coding region runs from base 125 to 2059 and encodes 644 amino acids.